UCAAAACAUAGUCAGUGAAUUAACAUUUUCUCCCUUAAUUCUUUGAAAUUUUUUUGUUCGUCGCCAAAAAAACGCUACAAAAAAUUGUAAAAAUUUGUGUUAAAAGUGUCUUAAUUGUUGUAUCCGUCAAAAAGUUUCACAAAAGUCAAAUUACAGCCAGUGCAGUGCAAUUUCCGUCACUAAAAUAAAUUUGUAAUAAUAAUAAUAUAUAUUUACAACAAUAACAUUACGACUCGAAUAAAAGUGCUUCCGUUUUGAAUUGAUCAAAAAAGAUAACAAUAAAAAGUUUAGAGGAAUUUUUCACAAAACUCAAUUGGAGAUAAAUAUUUCAAAAGGAAGUCAAAAUAGACGAUAGAUUGCUGAACUGAAAAAAAAAAAUUUGAAGAAGAAAAAAAGUUGAAAAUGUCUACGUUAAAAUUCUGGAAUAAACAAAAUAAUAGCAGCAGUAGCAACAAAGAGCCAAAAGAGAAUGGCGGAGGUGUUGUGGAAAAUGGAAAACAAGGCUCCAAUGGCAGAAAUUGGUUGCAUCAACCGGAUGCACUGACAAAUGGCCAUGUGGCGUAUCUAGUCAAGUAUUUGGGUAACACUCCAGUGGACCAACCGAAAGGCAUUGAAGUUGUCAAGGAGGCAAUCCGCAAAUUGCAGUUCACACAACAGAUCAAGAAGGCUGAGAAUGGCAGCAACUACAAGACAAAAAAAGUUGAGAUUACCGUUAGUAUAGAUGGAGUGGCGAUCCAGGAGCCACGCAGCAACAACAUUUUGCACCAAUUCCCGCUUCACAAGAUUUCGUACUGCGCCGACGAGAAGGGAGCCAAGAAAUUCUUCAGUUUUAUCGCAAAAACGGGCACGGGACCAUCCUCAGCGUUCCCCAACGGCGAAAUUCUGUCCUCGUCGAGCUCCAAUUCGAAUGGCAUCCAAAAUGGAACAAGCAAUGGCAGCACGAAUGGAACCGCUGAAGAAGGGCACGAAUGUUUUGUGUUCAUUUCGAAUAAAUUGGCGUCUGAUAUUACGUUGACGAUUGGACAAGCGUUCGAUUUGGCGUACAAACGCUACGUUAACGACAACGGCAAAACCGCCGAAGUGACGAAGCUGCAACAACAAAAUCGUCAAUUGGAAAAUACGGUGACCGCCUACCGUCAACGCUUGAAGGAGCUCACGGAAGUGAUGCCGAAGAACGAUUUGGAGCGACUUUUGGUCCGUUUGGGGCUCCGUGAUAUCCUGGAAGUGCCACAAGAGAACGGCAGCGAUGGCGGUGCAAAUGGCGUCAAUGGCAGCAAAACUCCUGAUUUGGGAAUUGAUGUUUCGACACCGAGCAACGAUGAUCAACUCUUGAUUGAGACAUCGCCGAAGCACUUUGCUCCAAUUGUGCCACCGAGAAACAUGCAAAAUCCGUUGCAAUCGACACUGGAUGCCUUGAAACCGUCUGUUGGCACAAAAUUGGAGGGUUUGCUGUUGAAUUCCGACAGCGAUAGUGAUUUUGAUCCGCGUGCCGAAGAAACGGAUGCCGUGCAAAAUGGAAAUAAAAUCACAAAUGACUUGUUUGGAUAUGAGCCGCCAAAGCAGUCGCCUGGGCAGCAAUUGUUCACGAAUAAUUUACUCUCUAACGGAUUCAGCAAUGGCGUUACCACAAAUGGAUUGUCAAGUCCACCACCGUUGUUGGCUCCUCCACCAAAGGCAUCCACGCCUCGUCGCAAUACUCCCGGAAAUAACGUUUCCGCAUCCCAGGAUCUUUUCGGAUCGACGCCAUUCUCCAUGCAACCAACUCCAGUAUUUGAUGCACCUGUUACUUCUUCCGACUCACUUCCUUUCGAAAAUUCCCUCGACGCGCUCUCCGUUGCCCCCGCUCCGUUCGAACAAAAGUCCGUCAUGGACGAUCUCUCGACUCUCACGAGUAUUUCCAACCAAUUUAACACAAUUCUCAGUCACAGUCCCGUUUUCCCCGCUACCGAGACUCUGACACAUUCCGUCUCGAAUCCUUUCCUCAAUGCCACGGAAACCCCGAAUGGCAUUACUCCUCUCUCAAAAUCUCCCGCUGCCUCCAAAUAUGACGCCUUCAAGGCGUUCUCCGACUGUCAUGCGCCCCUUAUUAGCGAGCCAUUUGCCAAAGCACAAGAAAACACAGACAAAAACACGAACAAGCCGAACCCAGACCUCUUCAAAGACUUUGCUGUGUCGGCUUUUAAUCAGUUUAAAAGGGAACCACAGCAAACGAAACUUUUCUAAAACAAUAAAAAAAACACACAAUUUUUGGCCAAAAACAUCUUUCAAAAAAGGCUUAUCCUUUGAUGAUUUCACCCUUGAAAGUCUGGAUCCUCUGAGUAGUAAAUAAAAAACCAAUCAACAAAAUUAAGGGAAAAAAGUGGCAAAUUUAUGAAGAAAAAGUGCAGUUAUUAUAUUAUAUAUAUUCUUAAAUGUAACUAAAAUAAUAAUAUUUAAUGUGGUAAGGCAAAAUGCGAUUUUUUGAUAAAAAAAAAAGUUAUAAAUAUGCAUAAAAAUGAGAAAUAAUCAAAAAUUAUCUGUUAGUUAAAUAAAAAUUAUAUGUUAAAAAAACACAAUUGUUAAUACGCAAAAAUAAAAUAAAAUAAUAAUUUAAAAGAAGAGACAAUAUAAUAAAAAAAAAAUGUAGGUAGAAAAAUAGACCGCCAGGCGGGUAAAAUUGCAAUAUAUUAAAUUUAAUAAAAGAGAAAAUUUUUGAAUCUGUAUAAAAAAUUAUUAUUAUUAUAUCAAUGAAAAAUUGAUCAAAGUGCUGUUAUAAAUAAAUUUAAUUAAAAAAAAACAAACAAAAUAUAUUUUAUAACUAUAUAAUGUUUAUUUUUAAGGAACCUGAAAAUGUAUGUAAAUAUUUCCUUUUUUUGAAGAACCCAGAAAAAUAUCAA
Messenger RNA from Culicoides brevitarsis, 2876 nucleotides. RefSeq names its product PTB domain-containing adapter protein ced-6 (gene ced-6). The transcript is spliced from 7 exons. The coding region runs from base 403 to 2223 and encodes 606 amino acids. NCBI's taxonomy places the organism in Eukaryota, Metazoa, Arthropoda, Insecta, Diptera, Ceratopogonidae. The record is from RefSeq and is a predicted model, not a curated record.